AAGUGUGUUCCAAUCUAAAACACAUGGCCAACUUGGUCUUUCUGUUAACCCAUAUUUAUUUUGAAAACUGAUAGCUCAUGUUCAUGGUAGUUGAGUUUAUAUAAACACCCAAAAAAUCCACUCUUCCACUCUAAUUCAAAAAUCCCCAAUCACAAUCUUCAUUUGCUUCAUAUCAUACCACCAUGGACCAAUCCAUGAUUUCUUCCAAAAGAUUAAAUGGCAAAGUCGCCUUAAUCACCGGUGCCGCCAGCGGUUUCGGCAAAUCCACCGCCAGAUUGUUCGUCCAACAUGGCGCCAGAGUAGUCCUCGCCGACGUCCAGGACAAUCUCGCCCAACCACUCUGCAAAGAACUCGGAUCAGAGGAAAGCGUUUCCUACAUACAUUGCGACGUAACGAGCGAUUCCGAUGUUAAAAACGCCGUCGAUUUCGCCGUCGAGAGGUAUGGGAAACUGGAUAUAAUGUACAACAACGCCGGAAUCACCGGCCAAAUGGAUCCCACGAUUUUAGGAACGGAUGGAGAAAAUUUCAAGAAGGUUUUUGAGGUGAAUGUGUACGGAGGAUUUUUAGGAGCAAAACAUGCGGCUAGGGUUAUGAUUCCAAAUCGGAGUGGAGUGAUUCUGUUCACUUCGAGUGUUGCAUCGGUGAACAGUGGGGAGUCGCCGCAUGCUUAUGCAAUGUCGAAGCAUGCGGUGGUGGGAUUGAUGAGGAAUUUAUGUGUGGAAUUGGGAGAAUUUGGGAUUAGGGUUAAUUCGGUAUCUCCGGGGGCUAUUGCGACGCCGCUGCUGAGAAAUGCGUUGGGAUUUACGAAGAAGGAGUUGGAGGAGGUGGUCCGGUCGUCGGCGAUAUUGAAAGGAGUGGUGGCGACGGCGGAGGAUGUGGCGGAGGCAGCGCUUUACUUGUGUAGUGAUGAAUCAAGGGUUAUAAGUGGGCAUAACCUUGUGGUCGACGGUGGAUAUAGUACUGCUAACCGCUCUUUCUCUGCUGCCGUUAUUAGAAAAGUGUCGUCUGCUUUUGAAGGUUAGAAAUGGUAGCAAUCAGGGUGGGUGUAUCGUCUUUUUUUUCCUUUUUUUUUUUUUUGUCUCUAUUCAAAAUUACUUUUACCAUAAUUAAAAUAUUUUUUUAAUACAA
Messenger RNA from Cucumis melo (muskmelon), 1128 nucleotides. RefSeq names its product short chain aldehyde dehydrogenase 1-like. The transcript is spliced from 2 exons. Bases 183 to 1022 code for a protein of 279 amino acids. The record is from RefSeq and is a predicted model, not a curated record. NCBI's taxonomy places the organism in Eukaryota, Viridiplantae, Streptophyta, Magnoliopsida, Cucurbitales, Cucurbitaceae.